AUGGAAGAGAUCCUAAGGAAGCUGCAGAAGGAAGCGUCCGGGAGCAAGUACAAAGCCAUCAAAGAGAGCUGCACCUGGGCCCUUGAAACCCUGGAUAGUGUGGAUACCAUUGUCAAGAUCCCUCCACACUUGCUGAGGGAGAAAUGCCUGCUGCCUCUCCAGUUGGCUUUGGAAUCCAAGAAUGUGAAGCUGGCCCAACAUGCCUUGGCAGGGAUACAGAAGCUUCUGGCGGAAGAGAGGUUUGUAUCCAUGGAAACGGACUCUGAUGAGAAGCAGCUGCUCAAUCAGAUCCUGAACACCGUGAAAGUGACGCCUUCCCUCCACGAAGACCUGCAGGUGGAAGUGAUGAAGGUUUUACUCUGCAUAACCUACACCCCAACCUUUGACCUGAAUGGGAGCGCAGUGCUGAAGAUCGCGGAGGUGUGCAUUGAAACAUACAUAUGUAGCUGUCACCAGCGUAGUAUAAACACUGCUGUGCGGGCAACUCUCAGUCAAAUGCUGAGUGACUUGACUUUACAGUUACGACAAAGGCAGGAGAAUACGAUAAUCGAAAACCCGGAUGUACCGCAGGAAUUCAGGAGUCAAGGGUCAACAGUAGAGUCCCUCUGUGAUGACCUUGUCUCUGUGCUCACUGUUCUGUGUGAGAAGCUCCAAGCUGCCAUCAAUGACAGUCAGCAGCUGCAGCUUCUGUACCUGGAGUGCGUUCUGUCCGUGCUCAGCAGUUCCUCCUCCUCCAUGCGGCUGCACAGAGGCUUCACGGACCUCAUCUGGAAAAAUCUUUGCCCUGCUCUCAUCGUGAUCCUGGGCAAUCCGAUUCAUGACAAAACCAUCACCUCUGCUCAUAGCAGCAACACGAGUACCAGCAUCGAAUCGGACUCUGCGUCUCCAGGGGUUUCUGACCACGGCCGGGGGUCAGGCUGCUCCUCCACCGCACCAGCCCUCAGUGGGCCUGUGGCUCGGACCAUCUAUUACAUCGCAGCUGAGCUGGUCCGGCUGGUGGGGUCAGUGGACUCCAUGAAGCCUGUGCUGCAGUCGCUCUAUCACCGCGUGCUGCUUUAUCCCCCACCCCAGCACCGGGUGGAAGCCAUCAAAAUAAUGAAAGAGCUACUUGGGAGCCCACAGCGUCUCUGUGAUUUGGCAGGACCCAGCUCCACUGAACCUGAAUCCAAAAAAAGAUCAAUUUCAAAAAGAAAGUCUCAUCUGGAUCUUCUCAAACUCAUCAUGGAUGGCAUGACUGAGGCGUGCAUCAAGGGUGGCAUCGAAGCCUGCUAUGCUGCCGUGUCCUGCGUCUGCACAUUGCUUGGGGCCUUAGAAGAGCUCAGCCAGGGCAAGGGCUUGAGCGAAAGUCAGGUCCAGCUGCUGCUUCUGCGUCUGGAGGAGCUGAAGGACGGGACCGAGUCGAGCCGAGACUCCAUGGAGAUCAAUGAGGCUGACUUCCGCUGGCAGCGGCGAGUCCUGUCUUCAGAACACACGCCCUGGGAGUCGGGGAACGAGCGGAGCCCUGACAUCAGCAUCAGCGUUACCACGGACACAGGUCAGACCACUUUGGAGGGAGAGUUGGGUCAGACCACACCCGAGGACCACUCCGAAAACCACAAGAAUGGCCUCAAGUCGCCAGCCGUCCAGGAGGGCAAGGAGACUCUGAGUAAAGUGUCAGAACCGGAAGCCGUGGACCAGCCAGAUGUGGUUCAAAGGAGCCACAUGGUUGCCUACCCCGAUAUAACUAACUUCCUGUCCGUUGACUGCAGGAUGAGGUCCUACGGAUCCAGAUACAGUGAGAGCAAUUUCAGCGUAGACGACCAAGACCUCUCCAGGACAGAGUUUGAUUCCUGUGAUCAGUACUCAAUGGCAGCAGAAAAGGACUCGGGGAGGUCUGACGUGUCGGACAUUGGGUCGGACAACUGUUCUCUAGUUGAUGGGGAGCAGACCCCUCGGGACUGCCUGGGCCACAGGUCCCUGCGGACUGCAGCUCUGUCUCUCAAACUACUGAAAAACCAGGAAGCCGAUCAGCACAGCGCCCGGCUGUUCGUGCAGUCCCUGGAGAGCCUCCUGCCGCGCCUCCUGGCCCUGCCCAGUGUGGAAGAGGUGGACUCGGCCCUCCAGAACUUUGCCUCUACCUUCUGCUCAGGCAUGAUGCACUCCCCGGGAUUCGACGGGAACGGCAGCCUGGGCUUGCAGAUGCUGAUGAACGCGGACAGCCUGUACGCGGCCGCGCACUGUGCCCUGCUGCUCAACCUGAAGCUCUCCCACGGAGACUACUACCGGAAGCGGCCCGCCCUGGCGCCAGGCACCAUGAAAGAGUUCAUGAAGCAGGUCCAGACCAGCGGGGUGCUGAUGGUCUUCUCCCAGGCCUGGAUCGAGGAACUUUACCACCAGGUUCUCGACAGAAACAUGCUCGGAGAAGCGGGCUACUGGGGCAGCCCCGAGGACAACAGCCUUCCGCUCAUCACCAUGCUGACUGAUAUCGAUGGCUUAGAGAGCAGUGCAAUUGGAGGGCAGCUGAUGGCCUCAGCUUCUAUGGAGUCUCCUUUCACCCAGGGCAGGAGAAUUGAUGACUCCACAGUGGCAGGUGUGGCGUUCGCUCGCUACAUUCUGGUUGGCUGCUGGAAGAACUUGAUCGACACUUUAUCAACCCCCCUGACCGGCCGAAUGGCGGGGAGCUCCAGAGGGCUGGCCUUCAUUCUGGGAGCUGAAGGCAUCAAAGAACAGAACCAAAAAGAACGGGAUGCCAUCUGCAUGAGCCUCGAUGGGCUGCGGAAAGCAGCACGGCUGAGCUGUGCUCUAGGAGUUGCAGCCAACUGUGCGUCAGCCCUCGCCCAGAUGGCAGCUGCCUCCUGUGUCCAGGAAGAGAAAGAGGAAAGGGAAAUCCAGGAACCCGGUGAUGCCAUAGCACAAGUGAAACUAAAAGUGGAGCAGAAACUGGAGCAGAUCGGGAAGCUGCAGGGGGUAUGGCUGCACACAGCCCACGUCCUGUGCAUGGAUGCCAUCCUCAGUGUCGGCCUGGAGAUGGGCAGCCACAACCCGGACUGCUGGCCACACGUGUUCAGGGUGUGCGAGUAUGUGGGCACGUUGGAGCAUACCCACUUCAGCGACGGCACCUCUCGGCCCCCACUGACCAUCAGCCAGCCUCAGAAGGCCCCCAGAGGCGGACUCCUCGGGGACCUGGAGAGCGAGGGCUCACCCCAAGAGCAGAGCCUGGAGCAGGGGAGCUCCCUGAGCGCGGCCCCCGUCAUCCAGCCCCUCUCCAUCCAGGAGCUCGUCCGGGAAGGCAGCCGAGGCCGAGCUUCCGACUUCCGUGGUGGCAGCCUCAUGACGGGCAGCAGCGCCGCCAAGGUCGUGCUCACGCUCUCCACCCAGGCCGACAGGCUCUUUGAAGAUGCUACAGAUAAGUUGAACCUCAUGGCUCUGGGAGGUUUUCUUUACCAGCUGAAGAAAGCAUCGCAGUCCCAGCUUUUCCAUUCCGUUACAGAAACGGUUGAUUACUCACUGGCAAUGCCAGGAGAAGUGAAAUCCACCCAAGACCGAAAAAGUGCCCUCCACCUGUUCCGCCUCGGGGACGCCAUGCUGAGGAUCGUGCAGAGCAAAUCGAGGCCCCUGUUCCACGUGAUGCGCUGCUGGAGUCUUGUGGCGCCACACCUGGUGGAGGCUGCCUGCCAUAAGGAAAGACAUGUGUCUCAGAAGGCAGUUUCUUUCAUCCAUGAUAUACUGACGGAGGUUCUCACUGACUGGAAUGAGCCACCUCAUUUUCACUUUAAUGAAGCACUCUUCCGACCUUUUGAGCGUAUCAUGCAGCUGGAGUUGUGUGACGAGGAUGUCCAAGACCAGGUCAUCACAUCCAUCGGUGAGCUGGUUGAAGUGUGUUCCACCCAGAUCCAGUCGGGCUGGAGGCCCUUGUUCAGUGCCCUGGAAACAGUGCACAGUGGGGACAAGUCUGAGGUGAAGGAGUACCUGGUCGGUGACUACUCCAUGGGAAAAGGCCAGGCUCCGGUGUUUGAUGUAUUCGAAGCUUUUCUCAAUACCGACAACAUCCAGGUCUUUGCUAAUGCGGCCACUAGUUACAUCAUGUGCCUUAUGAAGUUUGUCAAAGGACUGGGGGAGGUGGACUGUAAAGAAAUCGGAGACUGUGUCCCAGGAUCCGGAGCCACGUCCCCAGACCUGUGCCUCCCUGCCCUGGAUUACCUCAGGCGCUGUUCUCAGUUGUUGGCCAAAAUCUACAAAAUGCCCUUGAAGCCAAUAUUCCUUAGUGGGCGACUCGCUAGCUUGCCCCGAAGACUUCAAGAGCAGUCGGCAAGCAGUGAGGAUGGAAUUGAGUCAGUCUUGUCUGACUUUGAUGAUGAUACUGGUCUGAUAGAAGUCUGGAUCAUUCUGCUGGAGCAGCUCACAGCAGCUGUGUCUAACUGUCCACGUCAGCACCAACCCCCGACCUUGGAUUUGCUCUUUGAGCUGUUGAGAGAUGUUACCAAAACACCUGGACCAGGGUUUGGCAUCUAUGCAGUUGUUCACCUUCUCCUUCCUGUGAUGUCCCUUUGGCUUCGCCGCAGCCAUAAAGACCAUUCUUACUGGGACGUGGCCUCUGCUAACUUCAAGCAUGCCAUUGGUCUGUCCUGUGAGCUGGUGGUGGAGCACAUUCAGAGCUUCAUCCACUCAGACAUCAGGUACGAGAGCAUGCUCAACACGAUGCUGAAGGACCUCUUUGAGUUGCUGGUGGCGUGUGUGGCCAAGCCCACAGAAACCAUCUCCCGAGUGGGCUGCUCCUGUAUUAGGUAUGUCCUCGUGACAGCGGGCCCCGUGUUCAUGGAGGAGAUGUGGAGGCUGGCUUGCUGUGCCCUGCAGGACGCCUUCUCGGCCACGCUCAAGCCGGUGAAGGAUCUGCUGGGCUGCUUCCACAGCGGCACCGAGAGCUUCAGCGGGGAAGGCUGCCAGGUGAGGGUGGCGGCUCCAUCCUCCUCCCCCAGUGCUGAGGCCGAGUACUGGCGCAUCCGAGCCAUGGCUCAGCAGGUGUUUAUGUUGGACACCCAGAGCUCCCCAAAGACUCCAAACAACUUUGAUCAUGCUCAGUCCUGUCAGCUCAUUAUUGAACUGCCUCCUGAUGAGAAGCCAAAUGGACACACCAAGAAAAGUGUUUCCUUCAGGGAAAUUGUGGUGAGUUUACUAUCCCAUCAAGUGUUACUCCAGAACUUAUAUGAUAUCUUGUUAGAAGAGUUUGUCAAAGGCCCCUCUCCUGGGGAUGAGAAGAUCCAAGUGUCAGAAACCAAGCUGGCUGGCUUCCUCAGAUACAUCUCCAUGCAGAACUUGGCCGUCAUCUUUGACCUGCUGUUGGACUCCUACAGGACGGCCAGAGAGUUUGACACCAGCCCUGGGUUGAAGUGCCUGCUGAAGAAAGUGUCUGGCAUCGGGGGCGCUGCCAACCUCUACCGCCAGUCUGCCAUGAGUUUUAACAUUUAUUUCCAUGCACUGGUCUGUGCUGUUCUCAGCAACCAAGAAACCAUCACCGCUGAGCAAGUUAAGAAGGUCCUUUUUGAGGACGAUGAGAGGAGCACAGAUUCCUCCCAGCAGUGUUCAUCAGAAGAUGAAGACAUUUUUGAGGAGACCGCCCAGGUGAGCCCCCCUAGAGGCAAGGAGAAGAGGCAGUGGAGGGCUCGGAUGCCCUCCCUCAGUGUCCAGCCCAUCAGCAACGCGGACUGGGUGUGGCUGGUCAAGAGGCUUCACAAGCUGUGCAUGGAGCUGUGUAAUAACUACAUCCAGAUGCACUUGGACCUGGAAAACAGUAUGGAGGAGGCACCGAUCUUCAAGAGCGACCCUUUCUUCAUCCUCCCCUCCUUCCAGUCGGGGUCAUCCACCCCGUCCACUGGGGGCUUCUCGGGGAAAGACACACCUUCCGAGGAUGACCGCAGUCAGACCCGCGAUCACGCGGGCGAGCCGCCGAGCCUGAGGGGGACCAGCGGGGAAAUGCUGCUGCUGCCCCCGAGCCCCAAGGUGCAGAAGAGGGACCCCAGCCGCAAGAAGGAGUGGUGGGAGGACGCCGGCAACAAAAUCUACACCGCGGCAGCCGACAGGACCAUCUCAAAGCUGAUGACCGAGUACAAGAAGAGGAAACAACAGCAUAACCUGCCCACCUUCCCCAAAGAGGUCAAGGUGGAGAAGAAGGGAGAGCCACUGGGGCCCAGGGGCCAAGGCUCCCCGCUGCUCCAGCGGCCCCAGCACCUGAUGGACCAGGGGCAGAUGCGGCACUCCUUCAGCGCUGGCCCCGAGCUGCUGCGCCAGGAGAAGAGGCCCCGCUCGGGCUCCACCGGCAGCUCCCGGAGUGUCUCCGCAAGGGACGCCGAAGCCCAGAUCCAGGCAUGGACCAACAUGGUGCUAACAGUUCUCAAUCAGAUUCAGAUCCUUCCGGACCAGACCUUCACAGCGCUCCAGCCAGCAGUGUUCCCAUGCAUCAGCCAGCUGACCUGUCAUGUGACUGACAUCAGAGUUCGCCAGGCUGUGAGAGAAUGGCUUGGCAGAGUGGGCCGUGUCUAUGACAUCAUUGUGUAG
Molecule: messenger RNA, 6531 nt
Organism: Lipotes vexillifer (Yangtze River dolphin)
Lineage: Eukaryota; Metazoa; Chordata; Mammalia; Artiodactyla; Lipotidae
Gene: ARFGEF3
Product: ARFGEF family member 3
Exons: 34
Coding region: 1-6531 (2176 amino acids)
Biological process (GO): regulation of ARF protein signal transduction
Molecular function (GO): guanyl-nucleotide exchange factor activity
Source: RefSeq, a predicted model, not a curated record